This is a messenger RNA of Schistocerca piceifrons (Central American locust), 480 nucleotides long. RefSeq names its product peptidyl-prolyl cis-trans isomerase NIMA-interacting 1-like. The record is from RefSeq and is a predicted model, not a curated record. Gene Ontology annotation, molecular function: peptidyl-prolyl cis-trans isomerase activity; protein binding. Bases 1 to 480 code for a protein of 159 amino acids. The transcript has a single exon. Lineage: Eukaryota; Metazoa; Arthropoda; Insecta; Orthoptera; Acrididae. Gene Ontology annotation, cellular component: cytosol; nucleus.
AUGGCAGAGAGAAAACUACCACGAGGAUGGGGAAAGUAUGAGAGCAAGAGAUAUAGCCGGCAUUAUUAUUUUAAUGUUUAUACCAGGGAGAGCCAGUGGGUUCAUCCUAGCAGAUGUGCUCCCCGGGUACCAGGCAAAGGCCCACAUGAAAUACAGUGCUGUCAUUUACUUGUGAAACAUAAGUGCUCAAGAAGGCCAGUUUCUUGGAAGCAGGAGCCAAUUACACGCUCCAGAGAGGAGGCUCUAUAUUUAAUAAACUUCUUACGUAAAUGUAUUCAAUUAGGAAAGGCAUCAUUCUCAGAAAUGGCACAAAAAUAUUCAGACUGCCAUUCAGCAAAGACUGGUGGUUACCUUGGGAUCUUUCGUCGAGGUGUUAUGGAGAAAGCAUUUGAAAACAGUGCAUUUUCACUUAAAGUGGGUGAGAUCAGUGAACCGGUCUUUACCAAAUCAGGGAUUCAUCUGAUAUUACGUACUGCAUAA